Parnassius apollo (apollo) is the source of this 2688-nucleotide messenger RNA. The record is from the annotation of a GenBank genome assembly. Lineage: Eukaryota; Metazoa; Arthropoda; Insecta; Lepidoptera; Papilionidae.
AUGCUGUUAUUAGUUAGAAAUCUAAACUGUUCAUUCAAAACCCAGUAUUGGUAUAAAAAUAUACCAUUUGUUUGUUGUUCGUGUCUACUUCGAUCACUAGUUUUCCAAAGUUUGGCUGCAGAGCCACAGCACAGCUGUAUCACUGUGGCAGGAAGCACGGGCUGCAGAGCCACAGCGCAGCUGUAUCACUGUGGCAGGAAGCACGGGCUGCAGAGCCACAGCGCAGCUGUAUCACUGUGGCAGGAAGCACGGGCUGCAGAGCCACAGCGCAGCUGUAUCACUGUGCAGGAAGCACGGGCUGCAGAGCCACAGCGCAGCUGUAUCACUGUGGCAGGAAGCACGGGCUGCAGAGCAGCUCACUGUGGCAGGAAGCACGGGCUGCAGAGCCACAGCGCAGCUGUAUCACUGUGGCAGGAAGCACGGGCUGCAGAGCCACAGCGCAGCUGUAUCACUGUGACAGGAAGCACGGGCUGCAGAGCCACAGCGCAGCUGUAUCACUGUGGCAGGAAGCACGGGCUGCAGAGCCACAGCGCAGCUGUAUCACUGUGGCAGGAAGCACGGGCUGCAGAGCCACAGCGACAGCUGUAUCACUGUGGCAGGAAGCACGGGCUGCAGAGCCACAGCACAGCUGUAUCACUGUGGCAGGAAGCACGGGCUGCAGAGCCACAGCGCAGCUGUAUCACUCAGGAAGCACGGGCUCAGAGCCACAGCGCACUAUACUGUGGCAGGAAGCACGGGCUGCAGAGCCACAGCGCAGCUGUAUCACUGUGGCAGGAAGCACGGGCUGCAGAGCCACAGCGCAGCUGUAUCACUGUGGCAGGAAGCACGGGCUGCAGAGCCACAGCACAGCUGUAUCACUGUGGCAGGAAGCACGGGCUGCAGAGCCACAGCGCAGCUGUAUCACUGUGGCAGGAAGCACGGGCUGCAGAGCCACAGCGCAGCUGUAUCACUGUGGCAGGAAGCACGGGCUGCAGAGCCACAGCGCAGCUGUAUCACUGUGGCAGGAAGCACGGGCUGCAGAGCCACAGCGCAGCUGUAUCACUGUGGCAGGAAGCACGGGCUGCAGAGCCACAGCACAGCUGUAUCACUGUGGCAGGAAGCACGGGCUGCAGAGCCACAGCGCAGCUGUAUCACUGUGGCAGGAAGCACGGGCUGCAGAGCCACAGCACAGCUGUAUCACUGUGGCAGGAAGCACGGGCUGCAGAGCCACAGCGCAGCUGUAUCACUGUGGCAGGAAGCACGGGCUGCAGAGCCACAGCGCAGCUGUAUCACUGUGGCAGGAAGCACGGGCUGCAGAGCCACAGCGCAGCUGUAUCACUGUGGCAGGAAGCACGGGCUGCAGAGCCACAGCGCAGCUGUAUCACUGUGGCAGGAAGCACGGGCUGCAGAGCCACAGCGCAGCUGUAUCACUGUGGCAGGAAGCACGGGCUGCAGAGCCACAGCGCAGCUGUAUCACUGUGGCAGGAAGCACGGGCUGCAGAGCCACAGCGCAGCUGUAUCACUGUGGCAGGAAGCACGGGCUGCAGAGCCACAGCGCAGCUGUAUCACUGUGGCAGGAAGCACGGGCUGCAGAGCCACAGCGCAGCUGUAUCACUGUGGCAGGGGCGCAGCACGAACGCUGCCCACAGCGCAGCUCAGUGCAGAAGCGGGCUGCAGAGCCACAGCGCAGCUGUAUCACUGUGGCAGGAAGCACGGGCUGCAGAGCCACAGCGCAGCUGUAUCACUGUGGCAGGAAGCACGGGCUGCAGAGCCACAGCGCAGCUGUAUCACUGUGGCAGGAAGCACGGGCUGCAGAGCCACAGCGCAGCUGUAUCACUGUGGCAGGAAGCACGGGCUGCAGAGCCACAGCGCAGCUGUAUCACUGUGGCAGGAAGCACGGGCUGCAGAGCCACAGCGCAGCUGUAUCACUGUGGCAGGAAGCACGGGCUGCAGAGCCACAGCGCAGCUGUAUCACUGUGGCAGGAAGCACGGGCUGCAGAGCCACAGCGCAGCUGUAUCACUGUGGCAGGAAGCACGGGCUGCAGAGCCACAGCGCAGCUGUAUCACUGUGGCAGGAAGCACGGGCUGCAGAGCCACAGCGCAGCUGUAUCACUGUGGCAGGAAGCACGGGCUGCAGAGCCACAGCGCAGCUGUAUCACUGUGGCAGGAAGCACGGGCUGCAGAGCCACAGCGCAGCUGUAUCACUGUGGCAGGAAGCACGGGCUGCAGAGCCACAGCGCAGCUGUAUCACUGUGGCAGGAAGCACGGGCUGCAGAGCCACAGCGCAGCUGUAUCACUGUGGCAGGAAGCACGGGCUGCAGAGCCACAGCGCAGCUGUAUCACUGUGGCAGGAAGCACGGGCUGCAGAGCCACAGCGCAGCUGUAUCACUGUGGCAGGAAGCACGGGCUGCAGAGCCACAGCGCAGCUGUAUCACUGUGGCAGGAAGCACGGGCUGCAGAGCCACAGCGCAGCUGUAUCACUGUGGCAGGAAGCACGGGCUGCAGAGCCACAGCGCAGCUGUAUCACUGUGGCAGGAAGCACGGGCUGCAGAGCCACAGCGCAGCUGUAUCACUGUGGCAGGAAGCACGGGCUGCAGAGCCACAGCGCAGCUGUAUCACUGUGGCAGGAAGCACGGGCUGCAGAGCCACAGCGCAGCUGUAUCACUGUGGCAGGAAGCACGGGCUGCUCACGUACGUGGUUGCGACUGA